Molecule: messenger RNA, 348 nt
Organism: Drosophila serrata
Lineage: Eukaryota; Metazoa; Arthropoda; Insecta; Diptera; Drosophilidae
Source: RefSeq, a predicted model, not a curated record
AUGGAUGGGCUGCCCUUCCUUCACCGCCCUUCUUGGCCCGCCCGUACAGCACCAAUCCCUACGCCUGUUAGACCGGCUAACUGUGUAAAUGGCAAAGCGACAGCAGCAUUUGCUAACUUUGCAACAAAAGCAACACAAAAAAAAGGAGAGGAACAUCAACUGCAACAAAAGCAACGGAUACUACAUAAAUGUAUCUAUAUCUAUCUAAGCGAUGGCCGUGCAUUGUAUUGCAGUUACGUGCUCGAUGGUCCAGCAAAAUGGCGAAUCGAAAAAAAGAUAAAGAGAAAGAAAUCUCUGAAACAAAAUCAACAAAGAAGCUGCCAGAAAAGCAGCAGGAUCUCUCAUUGA